Penicillium longicatenatum is the source of this 1566-nucleotide messenger RNA. RefSeq names its product fungal specific transcription factor domain-containing protein. Bases 1 to 1566 code for a protein of 521 amino acids. The transcript has a single exon. Lineage: Eukaryota; Fungi; Ascomycota; Eurotiomycetes; Eurotiales; Aspergillaceae. The record is from RefSeq and is a predicted model, not a curated record.
AUGAACGGCGGCAGUUUUCAAUUCUACGGCUCGUCUUUGGAGCCUUUGAUCCAGCUUCCCAGGACCGCGGAUGCGCAAAGCCUUAUCAAUUUCCAUAUAGGUCAUCUCACGUGGCAUCACAACUCUUUCCAUGGACCCACAUUUCUUGAACAAUGCGAGUUGUUCUGGAAGACGGGCAGAUGCGAUCAUCCACUUUGGAUGGCGCUUUACUUUUCUGUGCUGAGCUGCACAAUCAAUUCGAUCCAGAACAGUCGAAAGUUAACCGUGCUAAUCAACGUUGAUCUGGACCUUAUGCCGUCUGCUCAGCAACUAUUUUCCGCGAUGGUACAGACUCUCUAUGGCGCUCAUUUCCUGAACAACUUAUCAAUAUACUCGGUCCAAUCUGUUGUGAUUUCAACAGAGGUUGCCCACAACUUAGGUCUCAGUCAGUUGAACGCGACUCUAUUCAACGCAGCUGUGCGGAUUGCGGAAUGCCUUGGAAUACAUAAAAUCAAGAACCACCCUCCAACACCUAAAACAGAAGACGGGUGGGAAGAGCGCGUUGAACGAGAGGUCGGACGACGAGUGUGGUGCCAAAUGUUGAUCCAAGACCACUUUGCAAUUCCAUUCACAGACACAUAUAGCAUUUCUCCAAUGCACUUCUCGACUGGGCGACCUCUCAAUGCAGACGACUAUGAUUUAGCAGAUGCACCACCUGAAACGCCAACAAUAAGCAGUUAUGUCCGUGUUCUCGUGGAUCUGGCCGCAUUAAUGCCAGGCUUAGUUGACGGACUCGGACCGAUGCACCGUCGCAAAUCAUAUCGAGAGCAAUAUGAGCACAUUCUUCGAGUGGACCAAAAAAUGCGCGCAAUUGUAAAAGGCAUACCUCCGUUCAUGCUUCGUCCAGACCCUAUCAAAGAAGCCCAAAUUCCCUGGCUUACAAUUGCCCGGCGUAGUCUGGCCAUAACGGCAGCUGAAAAGAUCAUUAUGAUACACCGACUAUUUUUGUUUCGUUCAUUCCAUGACCCGACCUACGUUCAUUCUCGGCGGACUUGUGUUGCAGCUGCAAUGACAAUUUUACGCGAACAUGAGACAAUCGUGGAAGAUGACGACCUAUCAAUCUGGACGCACACGGCAUUUGCCAUUACAGCCGCAGUAAUAUUGUGUUUUGAAGUAAACACAGUGAUGGAAACUUCAGAUAGAAGAAGCGUACCAAUGUACAGAACAGCUGUCCUUGCAGCGCGCGAUCGACUUUCUUCACGAAAUGGCGAUAUACUUGCACAGCGCGGUGUUGCUCUGAUUAAUGCGAUAUUCAUUGCUGAGCAGUCCGGCUCCAGCGCCCCAGAGAUGAAUCGACUGAAAUCCAUUGACUUCAACCGAGUAUUUUCCAAUUUUUCCACUUUGAGCAAAGCGAGUGCUAUCCCCUCUCCUGACGAAAUGACACCGGGAAAGCUUUCGACUGGCACCCCUGAAACAGUAGAUGCACCUGAUGUGGGCGAACUGCAACUGGCUUGGAACCAAGAGGAAAUUGAUUUCGAUCUAUGGUUUAACGGAAUUUUCAAUAACUUUCCUGGCAAUCAGUUGUAA